Suillus subalutaceus is the source of this 520-nucleotide messenger RNA. RefSeq lists its product as uncharacterized. The record is from RefSeq and is a predicted model, not a curated record. The transcript has 3 exons. Bases 104 to 358 code for a protein of 84 amino acids. NCBI's taxonomy places the organism in Eukaryota, Fungi, Basidiomycota, Agaricomycetes, Boletales, Suillaceae.
AUUGUUUGUGGAAGAGCCUAAAACCGAAUGGAUCUGCGAAAAUAUAUAAAAAGCCCUCUCAGUGGAGUGCAUCGACGAAUAGUCACUCCUCUUAUCCAUAAACAUGCAGCUUUCUGUGCUCCUGAGCGCACUUAUCUCUCUCGUCAUUCUUACUGCAGCGUCGCCCACGCCAGGAGCCAUCUCGAAACGUUCCUUCGAGCGAGACAAUCUUGACACGAACUUUCAACGUGGUGCCCUAGAAGGCAAGAAGCGCGAGGAGCUGAAGUCCGACUUCGUAAUAUAUGCUUGGUACGACGGUCCGGGCAGUGGAGACAAGAAGCGCAAGGAGCUCGGGUCAGGUAUUAAUUACGACGACUAGGACGAUAAUCUGCGUAGCAUCAAUCUAGUUGACAUGGCUGUGGAUCUGACGUGACACGGGGAAGUGAGACAAGUGUCUACGAAAUACACCGAUAGGGGAGCAACAGAGAAUAAAAAGUGAGGGAGGGAAAAGGGGGAGGACUAUUCUGUGCAGGAUUAAGAU